This is a messenger RNA of Penicillium atrosanguineum, 594 nucleotides long. RefSeq lists its product as uncharacterized. The record is from RefSeq and is a predicted model, not a curated record. The transcript has a single exon. Bases 1 to 594 code for a protein of 197 amino acids. NCBI's taxonomy places the organism in Eukaryota, Fungi, Ascomycota, Eurotiomycetes, Eurotiales, Aspergillaceae.
AUGGAACGUGAUAUCACCUUUAUCGUUUCAACGUUCGACUCAACCCUCCAAUUUCUAGAUGUAAUAGGCAGCCAUGAGCAAUGGGGUUCAAUCCCGUUUUAUCAGCGAGGGGACUUUUCUAAAGAAAUGCUGAUGGGGCUUCAACAUUCUGAGGAGUACCGCCUUACGGGCCGCAGCAAUGUAAAUGGCCUGCGCAUCUUCAUCGUUGGAAUAGAGUAUCCUGGAGAGUCUACUGAGCCUUGCAAUGGGGAAAUACAUUCCCACUUGCAUGUUGCAGCUGACGGCCGGCACUAUCUGCCCAUCGGAUUUGCCUUUACCCGCGAAAACUGGGCCCCAGCCUCCGUGAAAUCGCAACCUCACCUUCAGAUCCUAGAAGCUAACCUGGGUGAUUUUCUCCAUCUGGAGGCCAUAGUCGCAGACACUCAUGUGGGUAGCCUUCGCCGCGGGGCGGGCGUAGCGCUGAUACGCGGGAUCCGAGAUUACGGUCGCUCCAGACAAGAAAAAGCACUCUUGAGCUUAUACUUGAAAAAGCCGAACGCUGCAAUUGAGAUUCAAAUGCGGCUGUGGAUCAUCUACUCGGCAUGUUUUGAGUGA